CCCGGCUCCAUGGACGCUCUGCACAUCGCUGGCAUCCUCUUCGCAGAGGCCCUGCAGUCUGGGCCACCCUGGCUGGAGAAGUUCUGGGUGUCGGUGACAUCCCUGGCUGAUCCCAAAUGUAUCUUCACCAUCUGCUUCCCUCUCGCCUACUUCCUCAACCGCAGGGUGGGAGUGUCGGUGCUGUGGAUCGGGCUGGUGUCAGAGUGGCUCAACGUGGUUCUCAAAUGGUUCCUGUUCGGGGAGCGCCCGUUCUGGUGGGUCCAUGAGACAGGACUUGCCAGCAAGGGGCUGGUCACAGUGCGCCAGUUCCCCGUCUCCUGCGAGACAGGGCCGGGGAGCCCCUCGGGCCACUGCAUGAUCACCGGGGCGGCCCUCUGGCCACUUGUCACCGCUCUGAGGGCGCUGGCAGCCAGAUACUCCGGGAGCUGGGUGGUGACACUGAUCCCCUUGGCUACCUACGCCCUGCUCCUGCUGGCCGUGGGGCUCUCACGGGUCUUUGUCCUGGCCCACUUCCCCCAUCAGGUGAUCGGUGGCAUCUUGGCAGGUGAGUGGGGCUGGGGGCAACGCUCAGUUCCCCCACUCAGGGUGUUUUGG
Molecule: messenger RNA, 594 nt
Organism: Antrostomus carolinensis (chuck-will's-widow)
Lineage: Eukaryota; Metazoa; Chordata; Aves; Caprimulgiformes; Caprimulgidae
Product: glucose-6-phosphatase 3
Exons: 4
Biological process (GO): glucose 6-phosphate metabolic process; gluconeogenesis
Cellular component (GO): membrane
Molecular function (GO): glucose-6-phosphatase activity
Source: RefSeq, a predicted model, not a curated record